AUGCACAUCGUCGUCAGCAGAGUAUGCAAUGAACGUCAGCAGGCAGCCCCAACAGAGUGGGAGACCAAUUACACUGAAGCACACAGGGGAUGGUAUAAAUAAUGAGAGCAAACUGUGCAGGCAUCGGUGAAGUCUAAGAACAUAGUGAGCCGGAGAUCAGAACAGGGAUCUCCCCAUUCAGCCAGACAGUGCCAUGGCACGUCAACGACCUCUCCUGCUCUUGCUCUUUGUAGUGCUAGUAGUCAGUACCCACCUGUCAAGAGCUCAGCACUGGUCUCACGGCUGGUAUCCCGGAGGGAAAAGAGAACUAGAUUUGUCACAGACUCCAGAGGCUUCAGAAGAAAUCAAACUGUGUGAUGGGGAAGAGUGUGCUUAUCUGAGAAGCCCAAGGAAAACCAUUGUGAACGCUCUGCUGGCUGACAUGCUGGCAAGACAACUCCAGAAGAAGAAGUGAGCCCUUCCACAGACUCUUUCCGAAAUGCUUGCCAGCCCCACUGGCUUUUCAGUCGUUUCCUUUGCAACAUGAUGGUGUGUCUGUAGAUUCCAUGUAUCUGAUCGUUAAAGAAUUCUUAUGAACAUCUUGGCUGACUGCACUCAAAUGCUGGGAAUGUGGAUAAUGGUGUAAUGCUUGAGAAAUGUCCCUGACCCAUCACCCGACCAGAACGAGGCCCUGUCUGGAGUUCUUUACGCACUGGUGUAACUCCACCAUGUUGAAUAAAAUACUUUUAUUUUGCUA
Messenger RNA from Caretta caretta (loggerhead turtle), 736 nucleotides. Its product is annotated as progonadoliberin-2. Gene Ontology annotation, molecular function: gonadotropin-releasing hormone receptor binding; gonadotropin hormone-releasing hormone activity. Gene Ontology annotation, cellular component: extracellular region. NCBI's taxonomy places the organism in Eukaryota, Metazoa, Chordata, Testudines, Cheloniidae. Gene Ontology annotation, biological process: reproductive process; multicellular organism development. The record is from RefSeq and is a predicted model, not a curated record.